AAUCCAGGCCCUGCUCGAUCUUGGUCGUCCAAGCAGUCUUUGCAUCGCCGAUCACUGCAGCUAGCCCAUCUCUAGUACUGCAGCUCGACCAGUGGACGAUGUCGAAGCCGCAAAAGAUCGUGAUCAAGCUGGGCAUGCCGAGCGCCAAGAACCGGAAGGAAGCCAUGGCGCUGGCUGCCAAAGUGCACGGGGUGAGCUCGGUGGCGAUCACCGGCGGCGACAAGGACCAGCUGGAGGUCGUCGGCGCGGGCGUCGACGCCGCCAGCCUGGUCAGCCGCCUGCGCAAGAAGGUGCUCCGCCGCGCCGACAUCCUGCUGGUGGAGGAAGCCAAGGACAAGAAGAAGCCAGAGGAGCCGCCGCAGUGGUGGUGGCCCGGUUACUACUACGCUCAGCACCGCCCGCCGCCGAUGCCGGUGGCCGUCUGCGAGGAGCCAGCGAUGGCCGGUUGCCACAUCAUGUGAAACUAUUCAAGAUAAUCGAUUUUGCACUAGACGAUCGACGUACGUAUAUAUAUGAACGUUUUUUUCGAGACAGUACAUUAGCACGUUUCUCAUUAAGAAAAAAUCAUGCGUAUAUAUACGAGUUUUAUCUACACUCAUGUGUAGCUACUCUCAUCAUCAGUAUAUCAUCGUGUGUAUGUCCGCAUACUCAUCUAUCACUUUGAGUAUGUUCAUAUACUUAUUCUAAAAUACUUCAAAGGUAUAUACAUGAAAAUUUUCAUAAGCAA
Molecule: messenger RNA, 727 nt
Organism: Panicum virgatum (switchgrass)
Lineage: Eukaryota; Viridiplantae; Streptophyta; Magnoliopsida; Poales; Poaceae
Product: heavy metal-associated isoprenylated plant protein 47-like
Exons: 3
Coding region: 99-461 (120 amino acids)
Source: RefSeq, a predicted model, not a curated record